Messenger RNA from Mesorhabditis spiculigera, 1830 nucleotides. The record is from the annotation of a GenBank genome assembly. Lineage: Eukaryota; Metazoa; Nematoda; Chromadorea; Rhabditida; Rhabditidae.
AUGCACCUCUGGACGGCCCUUUUCGGGCCCCGCCUCUACGCCAAAUACGGCGAGCCGCGCGAGGAAUCGACGCCCGAAUUCAUCGGCAACACGCUGCUGGCGGUGGGACGAUGCGCGGCGCGGGCCCUCAUCUCCACCUUCCCGCUCGUCUUCGGCUGGGCGUUGUGGCGAGGGUCGAUUACGCAAGAGAAUCUCGUCUACAUCGCCACGUGGACCGUCACCGGCGCGUGUGUCAGCUGGCUGGCCAGGGCUUUUGGCCGCCUCGCCGACCCGCAAUACACACGCUUUGCCGUCACUUUCGAGAAGGCACAACAGGGCGACCGUGACGCGCUCGUCGAGCUGAAGACGUACGACUACGAUCUGGCCACCGCCGACCUCUACGAUUUCGAGGCAAAGGAGCGACAGCUGUGGUACUACCAGCCCACACCCCACUCGGCCAACCCGCUCGUCCGCUUCAUCGCCUACAUUCUCGUGCACGCCGUCGGGCUGAGCCUCAUGUUUCCCGGCUCGUUCCAGCUGAUGGCCGUCCUCGCCCAAGAACAACUACUCGCCAGCCGCGAGAAUCUCAUCACAAAGCACUCGGCAAAACGGGCAGUGCUGAAGACACAAGCCGGAGAUCUCAUCGACACAAUCUACGUGGAUACGAGGAGGACAAGAGGGCGCAGCGAGAAGUUGGUCAUCUGCUGCGAGGGCAACGCCAGCUUCUACGAGCUGGGGAUGAUGGCCAUUCCGUUGAACAAGGGAUGCUGCGUGUUGGGGUGGAAUUACCCGGGAUUCGUCCAUUCUACGGGAACGCCACUGCCCGCCAAUGUUUUGGCUGCUGCGGAUGCGGUGAUGCAGUACGCGAUGGGGCCGUUGGGAUGGCCGGAGGAGGACAUUGUCCUUUACGCAUGGUCCAUCGGAGGAUUCGCGGCCAGCUGGCUAGCCGCCAACCAUCAGAAGAUCCGCGCCCUCCUCCUCGACGCCACUUUCGACGACGUGUUGCCGCUGGCCCUCGACAAAAUGCCGGCCGCCUGCGCUUCGAUCGUCGAGGCGGCCGUGCGUGGUCAUCUCAACCUCGACAUUGCCGCCCAUCUCAGGGAGUACAAGGGCCCAGUCCGGAUCUACCGCCGCCUCCAAGACCAAAUGAUGUGCACCGGCCUCAACCACGAGCAGCCCGACUUUCUGACGACGUGCCGCACGAAUUGGCUGCUGAAAGUGGUGCUGAACAGUCGACAUCCCGGCAAAGUGAAGGGACGCGAGCCAACAAUCGACGCGUGGCUGAUGAUGAGCGAUAUUCAGCGGAAACGCACCUCCAAUUUGGCGACCCCGGGCGAGAGUGCCGUCUACCAUCUAUGCCAACACUAUUUCGCCGACGUCCAGGGCCACCAUAUGAUGCCGUUGCCCGUCGAGAAUCUCGAGUCGCGCUCCCCCUCUCCACGCGGGCUGCGCACCCGCCGCGACACCAUCGACGAUGCCACCAUCGCCUGUGAUGAUUUGACGUACUUUGAGCGUCGGCUGAAGGAGGUGAUCACUCAUGCACAGCCCCGGGCGACACGCUGGAGACUUCUUCUGCUGAUCGCGUCGGUGCUGACGGUGCUCUCCUCCUACUACUGGCUGCGCGAUCCCGAGAUUCGGAAUGUGACGCUGGCCGAGUCGCUCUACACCCAUUUCGUGUUCACGUGCUGCGUGCCGAUGAUGCUCGUGCUGAUCGUCGUCUUCGGCAUCCAUCGGCAGAUCGUCGCACCAAGCAUAAUCGCGGCCCGGUGUCGCGAGGCGUUGGCCGCGUUCAGCCUCAGCUGCGAUGAGAACGGCAAGCUGAUCGUGCGGCCGGCGAUGCGCAACUCUCCC